AAUCAGAAUUUUAUUUUAAAUAUACAAAACAUAUCAAAUUCUUAUGUAAAUAGUUUAUUUAUUCAAGUUUUGUGUAAAUAAUAACAAAAUUAAAUUAUGAAAUCUGUGUUUAAUUUUGUGAAAAGUGUUUUUACUAGUAGUGAUAGUAAUACUUCAAAUAAUACUACUAAUAGUAAUAACAAUAAUAAUAAUAAUGAAAGUAAAAGUGAAUCUGAAAGUCAAAAAGUCACGGAUCGCCUGUUUGUGAAUGAGAUGGACACCCAGCACCUACCAGCCCACCCGAAUCCACAGCCAGUGGCCGCCCCACCUGUCCCGCCUCCCCCUCCCGGAUGUGCUGGUGGUGUACUACUGCCUCACUGGCGAAGUGAGCCAUUGCCGGCCCAUUUGGCCCCGUCUAAGGAGCAGAUAGAGAAGGAACAGUACGCUUACCUCCCGGACAAACUGCUCAAUACGCUCAACAAAGACAAAAAACCAUUCACUUAUACACCCAAAGGAGUGUCCGGUAACGAAAAGGGAAAGUUAGACCUGACAAACAUCCGAUCGCCCAAAAUGAAGAAGCGUUUGCUCAGGAAUUUGGCCGACGAUGAGGAAGACUCGGACCUAAUGUCGGACACCGAAAGGGUCACGCGAUCGGAAACACCCGAAGUGUUGUCCAAACAAAAGCCUCAAAUGAACGCCAGACGUGCCAUCACUCCAGAAGUGCCUCAAAAACAACAGAUGUAUUCCUCUCCCAAUCCACCCCUCAAUGGCAACACUUUCCCCGAUAUUCAGCGACAAAUCAAUAAGGAUUUUGAAUCGUUUAUACAAAAACAGAUGAAACAAAUGGAGGAGUCAUUGAAGAAAAAGGAGAAUAACGGUGCGAUCGAUGUGAACGGAUUAGAGCCUGAGGUACAGGAGCUUUUGGACAGUUAUGCAAACCGACAAUCUGUGCCAAUGCCUAAUAAAGUGGAACCAAAGUCUUUUGAACGGGAAUUGAUUACAACGAAUGGAGGCGAUAAUUAUCCCAAACCUGAGAGUACAAAACCGGUCACCCAACCCCAACCACAACCACAACCCCCACCUCCUCCUCCUCCACCACCUAAACCGCAAACUCAAUACCAAUACAAACCCCAAUCGCAACCCCAACCCAUCCCUCAAGCAAUGGAAACCAAUAUAAAUCAUUCAAAUGAAAGACAAAACGGAAACAAUGAUUAUAGAUAUGAUAGUAAAUGGGAUAAUAAUAAUCCCUAUAAUAAUGAUGACAACAAUCAUAAUAAUACUAUAAAUACUUCCAAUCCCUGGGAUUCAGAUCUACUGAGACACGUACUCGACGGCGGCCUACAGGAGGAAAUUGAAAAGUUUGAACAAAUAUCACUGGAAACGCAAAAGUCAUUCACGAGCCCAAAGCCAAACCCAUAUCAGCCGCAAAACGAUAGCUAUUAUGAAACGGAAAUCUCAUCGUUUGAGACAUUUGGCAAAAGUCUGCCAAAUCCGGCGCCCGUUUGGAGGCCUUCCAAUCAAUUUGAUGACUCUUAUGGCACACAAAACCAAACAUCUUCGCCGUACGGAUCGCUUAAUAGAGGUUUCAAUAGGAAUGGCUUAAGGAGUCCGCAGCCCUACCAGAGCUCACAAGCCGUCGCCAACACUAAGCCCUGGUCUGAGAGUUCGUCUCCGUAUUCAAGGGUCGGACAGAGAUCGGCGUCCGUAGAGCCCAUGUAUAGGAGCGACAUUCCAUCCAAUCAGUAUAGGACUGGUAUAUCAGAUGUUCCCAACUAUAACUCCAGACCCAAACCCUUCUACUUAUGCUCCGAACCCCCGACACCGACCGCCACACCUCCGCCACAGUUUAUUCAACAGCCGAUACAACGGCCCCCUCGAGACAACCAAUUCUCGACAUUUGGCAAAAAUUGUUGGCCACAAAAAAUCAGUUAUCAAAAUGAAAUGAGAACAAGUGGCAUGGAUUGUGGACCUCAAACCAAAUACAUAGACAGCAUUGGGAUGUACGCCCAAACCACUGGACCCGAUGAGUGGGACCGCAGUAACACCAGUACUCCCGUUCCCAGACCUGCCGACCGAAACAUCAAAUUCUCAGACCGUAUAAUAACAUCCCCCGAACGCACUGGUAUUAAAUCUCCUGAACCGCCCAAACCUAUCCUCAAGAAAAAACUACCCCCUUCUGAACGGCCACCCGAUCCCACGCCAUCCAAAUACAUGGGCGCAAACAUACCCUCCCGUUCCUUCCGAUUGUUGCAGUUAGUGACCGGCGAGGACAUCGACAACCAGUUUAUUACAGACGAUAAUACAGUCAUUGAGACCAGGAUUAAGCCAAAGACUGUCACUUAUUCUAACCAUGAUGACUUUGGCACCGAUUUUUGA
Oppiella nova is the source of this 2355-nucleotide messenger RNA. Lineage: Eukaryota; Metazoa; Arthropoda; Arachnida; Sarcoptiformes; Oppiidae. The record is from the annotation of a GenBank genome assembly.